Molecule: messenger RNA, 1778 nt
Organism: Andrographis paniculata
Lineage: Eukaryota; Viridiplantae; Streptophyta; Magnoliopsida; Lamiales; Acanthaceae
Product: probable lysophospholipase BODYGUARD 4
Exons: 5
Coding region: 331-1653 (440 amino acids)
Source: RefSeq, a predicted model, not a curated record
CUGGUACGUGUCUAUAUGAAACUCAAUCUAUAAUGUAUUGAUGGUGUUGUUGCUGCGCAGGAGUACUCUUGCCUGCAAUGCUGGAUUUGGACAGAUGCAUCGAAUUUGAUUGCGUUGCACGCUAGAUCGAGACACCGGAUUCGAACGAAGAAGAGCAAGCAAGGAAAGCACAACAAUGGAUUUUGUCAUCAUCUCUAAUGGCAGACGUGUUCCAACAACAGCCAUCUUUACCUUCUGCUAUCAUCCUCUUCUUCUUCCCCCAAUUUCGCCACAAUUCUCCUCAAUUUCGCCUCUUCCCCACUCAAAUCAAAAUAAAAAUCAAAUCCACCAAUGGCGGCGCCACUCUCCUGCCGCAGAUUCCUCACAAUCGUUUCAAAAUCCUCCGUUUCUCUGAUAAGCGCAAUCGUAUUUGCUUUUCUGGACGCACUCGAUGCCGUAAUGUGCUUGUUCUUCAGAGUUCUGGACGAGCUAUUGGAAGGAGAGUCCUCUCCCUGCUACUGUUCUGCUGCGAGGAAAGGGGAUCGCGUUGAGAAGGAGAUGUCGGAGAGCCUUUUUGGGAGGGGGAACAUGAUUAGGGAUUUGGUAGGGAGAAUUGGGGGCGGGAAUUGGGGAUUUGGAUUUGGAUUUGGUGGUGUGGGCAAAUUAGGGAAGAUCAGAUGGUCUGAUUGUGGAUGCAGUUCGUGCGUUUCGUGGAUGAGAAUAAAUGGGGAAGAUGAUGAUGAUGAUGAUGAUGAUGAUGAAUACAGACUGCAUUUGGUCGUUCAGCAGCCGGAAAGAGCUAUGCAGGAGAAUGACUCCGGCGACGCUGCAAAUGUGCAAAAUGUAAUAUUUAUCCACGGCUUUCUCUCAUCCUCGACUAUCUGGAAGGAAACUGUGUUUCCUAACCUGUCUGAACUUUCCAGACAGAGCUACAGGUUAUUUGCCGUUGAUCUUUUAGGCUUUGGAAGAAGUCCAAAACCGAGGAAUUGCUUGUACACGCUUAAUGAUCACCUAGAAAUGAUCGAGAAAUCGGUUAUUCUUCCUUAUCGGAUGAAGUCCUUUCAUGUGGUGGCGCAUUCCAUGGGAUGUGUUAUUGCACUUGCACUCGCGGCUAAGUACUCAGCGUCCGUUAAAUCAGUCACUCUAAUUGCGCCGCCUUAUUUCUCAUCUUCGAAAGGGAAUGCUAGUUUUGAAGCACUUAGACAACUUGCCCCUAGGCGAGUAUGGCCACCAUUGCUCUUUGGUUCAGCUUUUAUGACAUGGUACGAGCACCUUGGCCGGUGCGUGUGCUUCUUUAUUUGCCGCAACCAUAGGCUUUGGGAAUGGUUACUAAAACGACUCACUAGAACAAGGGAACUCCAUUUCUUGAUAACCGAUUUGGCGCUCCACACUCAUCACUCGGCAUGGCACACUAUGCACAAUGUGAUAUGCGGAGGCGCAAAAAUGCAAGACGAGUACUUGAAAGCUAUCAUCAAUGGUGGCGGCGUUAGGGUUCAUGUGAUACAUGGAACGAAUGAUCGAGUAGUGCCGGUGGAGUGCAGUUACAAUAUGAAAGUGACGGCUCCGGCAAUCGAGCUAGAAAUAGUUCCGAAUGCCGAUCAUAACAGUGUGAUUAUGGGCCGAGGAAAGGAGCUUACAAAAAGGUUAGAGGGCCUGUGGGCUUCGACUCUGUAAUUCUUUAUAGUUUGAUUUUGAUAAGUUUGCUCUGUUUAUCCGGCAUUUUUCGUAUAAGGAAUUGUGUUAAAAAUAUAUAAUAUAAUAUUAUUUUAAAUUGAAUAUUUGAUUUUUGUAACAGAGUA